Molecule: messenger RNA, 309 nt
Organism: Scutellospora calospora
Lineage: Eukaryota; Fungi; Glomeromycota; Glomeromycetes; Diversisporales; Gigasporaceae
Source: the annotation of a GenBank genome assembly
AUGGCUUCUACACAUCGAAUGAUUCUUACUUUAUUCACUUCAAGGUCAUGUUCGCUUUGUGUCGAUGCAAAAUACGCAAUCGAUCAAGUGAGAAGCAAAAUCGCAUUUGAUUUAAUUCAAAAAGACAUCAAACUUUCGGAAAAUUUAGCUUGGUUUCAUAAGUACAAAUAUGAUAUUCCAGUCCUUCAUUUAAAUGAUAAAUUCUUAUUUAAACAUAAAGUAAAGCAAGAUAAAUUAGAAUUAGUACUCAAAAAAUUUCAAAAAACUGGCAAAAUUCCUUGUGAGCUUAUUGAUGAAAAAAUUAAUUAG